Acanthamoeba castellanii str. Neff is the source of this 1353-nucleotide messenger RNA. Its product is annotated as cysteine-tRNA ligase. The record is from RefSeq and is a predicted model, not a curated record. The annotation marks the transcript as partial. Gene Ontology annotation, cellular component: cytoplasm. Gene Ontology annotation, molecular function: cysteine-tRNA ligase activity; ATP binding. NCBI's taxonomy places the organism in Eukaryota, Discosea, Longamoebia, Acanthamoebidae. Gene Ontology annotation, biological process: cysteinyl-tRNA aminoacylation. The transcript is spliced from 11 exons.
GUGACGGUGGACAUCAUACUGCGGGCAUUGCGGGAGUACUUUGGGGUGCAUGCCUGGCAUGUGCUCAACAUCACCGAUGUUGACGACAAGAUCAUCAAGCGAUCGAACGAGGCGGGAGUGCCAGCACUGGAGCUGAGCCAAAAGUUUGAGCGGGAGUUCUUCCGCGAUCUGACGGCGCUGGGCGUCGAGCCGCCCUCCACCGUGCUGCGCGUCAGCGAACACAUCGACGAGGUGGUGCAGUUCAUCCGAAAGCUGGAGAGCGAUGGGGUGGCCUACGCCACGCCGUCGGGGGUCUAUUUUGACACUCUGCGAUUCAGCGGGUCGCAUAGCUUCAAGAUGGCCCCUGCAUUCGAGGACGGUCUUGAAGAGAGCGGGGAUGAGGUGGGCAGCCGAGACAAGAGGAACGUGCGCGACUUUGCCCUCUGGAAGGCCGCCAAGGAGGGCGAACCUUCGUGGGCUUCUCCCUGGGGUGCAGGUCGGCCAGGCUGGCAUAUUGAGUGCUCUGCUAUAUCAUUGUUCGGGUCGCACCUGGACGUGCACGCCGGUGGCAUCGACCUCAAAUUCCCGCACCACUGCAAUGAAGUGGCCCAGUGUGAAGCCUUCCAUGGCUCGCAGCAGUGGGGCAACUACUUCAUCCACGUGGGUCACCUGCACAUCGCGGGGCUGAAGAUGUCCAAGUCGCUCAAAAACUUCGUGUCCAUUCAGGACUACCUGAAGAAGUACACCGGCCGACAAUUCAGGAUCUUUUGCCUGCUGCAUGGCUAUGGCAAACCGGUCGACUACUCGGAAGAGCACAUGCAACACUCGGUGCUACCGGUGGAGAAGCGUUUGGACGACUUUCUGGCCCUCACAUAUGCCCGCAUGAGGCAGGCCGGCGCCAGCCGGGACGUCAACAACCUCAAGUGGGGCGAAGCCGAGAAAGCGCUCCAGCAGGACGUGCUGACGUGCGAGCACAAGGUGAAGGAGAGCCUGGCCCGCAACAUCGACACCGAGGAUGCGCUGACGAGCGUCCUUGAUCUGGCGUCUUCGGCGCCGCGCACCGAGCUGCUGGCAUCGCUGUCGCGAGCGGUGAGCAGGCCGUUGCGCGUGUUCGGCGUACUUCCGCAGGCGGGAGGAGAGGGAGGAGACGGUGCGGCGGAGAGCAAGGAGGCCGAGAUACUGGACACGCUGGCUCGCUUCCGGCAGCAGGUGAGGAAGACGGCCAUCUCUUCGGCCAACGUGAAGAAGGACGUCCUCUCGCUCUGCGACCAGCUUCGGGACAAGGACCUGCCCGCCGUGGGCUUCCGGCUCGAGGACGACCCAAAGGCCGGCAGCUUGUGGAAGAGAGCGCCCGGCGGAGGCGGAGUCCAAUAA